AUGACACGCAAUCCGUCACAUCUCUCCCUUCUCGCAACCACCCUCUUCCUACAACUUACGCACGCCCAAGUCGGCACCAUAACGCAGGACGUCUACACCCUCUCGGCCUUUCCCCUCCAAAAGCCCUGCGCGCAAUCCUGCUUCGUCGCCACCGGUAUCUGCCCCAACGACGUGCUCGGCAGCGAAAUAGGUUGCAACUCAUGGAACUGCAACGACCGUAUUUGGCAAGCUACGAACGACUGCUACUGCCGGACGGAUCUGCAGAAGCCUGCGCAAGAACUUCUGACCAGUUGUGUCGAGAGGAAGUGUACGGUGGGCGAUGUCAGGAUCGAUGCGUCGAGCGCGGGCAGCAUCUACGCGCGGUACUGCGCGGAGAAGGGGUAUAGUCCUGCGGCAGAACCGGCGACGGUGCAAGCGACAGCCACGGGGCCUGGUGCUUCGACAAGAGCGGUGGGGGGAGGGGUAGGCGGUGGGCCGACUGCUUCCUCGACGUCGGGCUCGCAGGGCUCGUCUUCGGCGUCGGGCAAGCUGUCCACGUCGACGAUCAUUGGCAUAGCUGUGGGGGGUCUGGCUGGUCUCGCGUUGCUCUCAGUCAUGUGCAAGAUAGUGCCCAGGUGGUUGGGAUGCGGGGGAGGUAGGAGGGUGCCGCCUCCGAUGCACCAGCAGCCCGUCUAUCCGAUGAAUCUCUACCCGUAUUACCAGCAGAAGGCGGAGUCAGAAGUCACGCCGGAUGAUUCUGUUUCGAUGGUCUCGGGGAUGCCGAGACCGGCACCGACGCUUGUGUCUAAUGCGCAGAGUUAUCCGCCGCGCAGGUAUUAG
This is a messenger RNA of Coniosporium apollinis CBS 100218, 819 nucleotides long. RefSeq lists its product as uncharacterized. Lineage: Eukaryota; Fungi; Ascomycota; Dothideomycetes. Bases 1 to 819 code for a protein of 272 amino acids. The transcript has a single exon. The record is from RefSeq and is a predicted model, not a curated record.